Molecule: messenger RNA, 859 nt
Organism: Ilyonectria robusta
Lineage: Eukaryota; Fungi; Ascomycota; Sordariomycetes; Hypocreales; Nectriaceae
Exons: 3
Coding region: 196-774 (192 amino acids)
Source: RefSeq, a predicted model, not a curated record
CGCGGCCCCUUUAACACCUUACCCCCCGGCUUAUACCAGCGACCUUGGCCAUGUAGCGUUGACGUACGGUCCAACCUCUGUUCAAAAACUUAUUUGAAUCCGAACCAGCACACCUGUUUGUGACUAGAUUUGUUUCUGCCGUGUCCAACUCAUUCUGCAACCUGAUUUUCACACCGACACUUUCUACCCUUAGACAUGCAUUCUUCUCAGCUUCUUUCUGUCUUGGCUGGCCUGGCCGUUGCGGCGCAGGCUGCCGUCUGGCCGCGAUCCACCUCGGACCCAUUCCAAAUAUACGCCUUUGGUGAUGGCAUCGGCGGAGUUCCUUUGAUUUCCUCUGGAAAAUCGGCAUACAUUGGAGACUACUCGCUCCUCAACGACACCGAGGCGGCUCCUACUCUAACACCGUCCUCAGUCACUUCUGAUAACAAUGGUGUUUGGGUUGGCGCCCCUAACACGACGGGCUUUGCCGACUCGAGCGACCUUCCCACCUGGUCCGACUUGUGCUUCUACGUGCCAAAGUCUUCAUCGUCCUCGCAUGCCGUUGGUCUGGUUGAUAUUUCUGCGGGCAAGAAUGCCACUCUUGUUACCAGUGGCUUCGACUUCUACGGCACUUUGGCCUACCUCACCGGGGCCAGCGGUCAGAUGGUGACACUUUGGUAUGCGGUGCCUUCUGACACGGAGGGAUUGUAUUCGUUGCGCUGGAACACCACUGGAGAGAGUGUCGAUGGCGCCGUCCUUCUCACUCUCAAGUCAUCGCCACCUUCCAAUGCUUAGGUGGCAGAGUCUCCGCAUAGAAUGCUGCAGGAACACAGUUACUUGUUGCCCAGUAAGAGAUCAGAGCAAAGGAAAGGUGCCGGAC